Messenger RNA from Aspergillus costaricaensis CBS 115574, 1130 nucleotides. RefSeq names its product triglyceride lipase. The transcript is spliced from 9 exons. The record is from RefSeq and is a predicted model, not a curated record. Gene Ontology annotation, molecular function: triacylglycerol lipase activity. Lineage: Eukaryota; Fungi; Ascomycota; Eurotiomycetes; Eurotiales; Aspergillaceae. Bases 48 to 1130 code for a protein of 360 amino acids.
CUCAAGCCUCUCUUCAGCAUCACACAAUUAGUGAGAGGAAUCAUAAGAUGAGAUAUGCCGUUGCCGUGUCCAAUGGCGUAAGAAGCAUCAAAUUUCAUUCGCUCUCUGUCCGCUAUCCAGCCCUGAGGUGUCUUCAUUCCUCUGCGCGUAGGCACAGCCCACAGCAUCCCAGCAGCCCCGAUGCUCUCGAUCCGCGCCUGGAAGACCUGGGGAACGUUAUCAGAGAUGAGUAUGCAAUAAUCCGGGAGAAUUACAAUGCCCCAAAACACGCAGUUGUUCUCGCGCAUGGCCUGCUUGGAUUCGCAGAGCUGCGUCUUGCUGGACGUUAUCUUCCUGGAGUUCAAUAUUGGCGUGGUAUUAAGGAAGCUUUAUCGAUGCAAGGGGUUCGGGUCAUCACUGCCACAGUGCCUCCCUCCGCAUCCAUCGAAAUGCGUGCCGAAGAAUUAGCGAGAGAUAUCGCCGCCGGUGCACCCGGAGAACAUGUAAAUAUUAUUGCUCAUAGCAUGUCGUUGUUGACACUUCCCUUAGGGGUAAGAACCAGGAAAGUCUACCCUUCGAUAGCAGAUAUUAAUCAGUGCUCAAGCGGGCUUGACUCUCGAUACAUGAUCACUCAUUUGAAGCCGACUGAUUUCAAAGUAAAAUCGUUGACCACGAUUGCGACUCCCCAUAGAGGCUCUGCUGUUGCAGACUUCGCCCUCAAGCAGAUUGGCGAUGACCGCCUUGCCCAGCUGUACUAUGCUCUAGACCGGCUAAAGGUAGAAACGGGCGCGUUCGCCCAACUAACCCGUGACUAUAUGACAAACACCUUCAACCCCGCAACGCCAGACAUUGAAGAUGUCCGAUACUUUUCGUACGGGGCGGCAAUGCAGCCAAGUUUCUGGUCCGUCUUCCGUCUAUCCCACCGUCUUCUGGAACAAAUAGAAGGGUACAAUGAUGGACUUGUCAGCGUUGCCAGCAGCAAGUGGGGAGCAUACAAGGGCACCCUGGAGGGCGUCAGCCACUUGGACUUGAUCAACUGGAGCAAUCGACUCAAGUGGCUGGCCGGAGAAAUUACAGGCAACAGACAAAGGUUCAACGCCAUUGCAUUCUACCUUGAUAUUGCAGACAUGCUCGCUAAGGAAGGACUCUGA